Molecule: messenger RNA, 1882 nt
Organism: Onychostoma macrolepis
Lineage: Eukaryota; Metazoa; Chordata; Actinopteri; Cypriniformes; Cyprinidae
Gene: qrfpra
Product: pyroglutamylated RFamide peptide receptor a
Exons: 6
Coding region: 86-1324 (412 amino acids)
Biological process (GO): G protein-coupled receptor signaling pathway
Cellular component (GO): membrane
Molecular function (GO): peptide binding; neuropeptide Y receptor activity
Source: RefSeq, a predicted model, not a curated record
ACAGCAGCAGAGCAGCACUGACUUAUCAGCCUACUCUGGAAAACUUUGAUUUCUUUCGUGCCGUUUUUGAAGACAAGCUUUAUACAUGGGGGAUACGAAGAUUACUCCUGAGGUGUUGGAGCAACUAUUACAAUUUUACAAUCUUACUCGUCAGGAGUUUAUUGAGACGUAUCAGAUUCAGCCGUUGGUUUACAUCCCUGAGUUACCGGCCAGCGCCAAAACUACAUUUGUUAUUGUGUACACGCUGAUUUUUCUCCUGGCUCUCAUUGGCAAUAGUCUGGUUGUCUAUAUUGUCUUAAGAAAGCGCGGGAUCCAGACUGUCACAAAUAUUUUCAUCUGCUCUCUAGCCGUCAGCGACCUCCUGAUAUCUUUCUUCUGCAUCCCAUUCACUCUGCUGCAAAACAUCUCCUCUGAAUGGUUCGGAGGUGUGUUGGUGUGCAAAACAGUUCCCUUUGUUCAGACCACUGCUAUUGUGACUGGCAUUCUCACAAUGACCUGCAUUGCUGUGGAGAGGUACCAGGGGAUUGUACACCCUCUGAAAAUCAAAAGACAGUGCACUCCACAAAGAGCAUACAGAAUGCUCGGGGUUGUCUGGAUUAUAGCCAUGAUGGUUGGAUCUCCAAUGCUCUUUGUUCAACAAUUAGAGGUGAAAUAUGAUUUUCUAUAUGAUCUCCAUCAUGUUUGCUGUCAGGAGCGCUGGAGCUCGAGUGCCCACAGGAAGCAGUAUGCAACCUUCAUUCUAGUGUUCCUCUUCCUCCUGCCUCUUGCAGCCAUGCUGCUACUUUACACCAGAAUUGGUAUUGAGCUCUGGAUUCGCAAACAAGUUGGAGAUUCUUCAGUCCUCAAUACCAUGAACCAAAGGGAGGUCUGCAAAGUAUCCAGAAAGAAGCGAAGGGCCAUCAAGAUGAUGGUCACCAUUGUUGUGCUGUUUACUGUCUGCUGGGCCCCUUUUCAUACGGUUCAUAUGCUGUUUGAAUACAGUUACCUGAACAAAACGUAUGAUGACAUCACAGUGAAUAUGAUUAUUGCUGUUGCACAGGCCAUAGGAUUUUCAAAUUCAUUCAACAAUCCUAUUAUUUAUGCUUUUAUGAAUGAGAACUUCCAGAAGAACUGCAUGUCCACCUUUUCCUUUUGCGUUAGGCGGUCCAGUCAACGUGUCGAUGUUAAGGACAAAUCGAUAAAGGACAAGGUACUUUUUUGUAAGUCUGCCAGACAAGAAGAAGACGUCUCUGUCGUGCCUAGAAUACAUAUAGUUGCUCAAGUUCAAUCUGCAAGAUCAAACAUGCAAACAUCUCUGCCAUUUCUGGAGGAGAGAAUCUGCUGAGAGCAAUAGGAUACAUGUAUGAGAUAAGAUGUAUGAGAUGUAUCUAUCUAUCUAUCUAUCUAAUGUAUCUAUGUAUAUACUGUUCAAAAGUUUGGGGAUUUUUUUAAUGUCUUUUAUCUUCACCAAGGCUGUAUUUAUUUACUCAAAAUACAGUAUAAACAGUGUUAUUGCAAAAUAUUAUUACAAUUUAAAAUAACUGUUUUAUAUUUUAAUAUAUUUUAUUGUAAUUUAUUAAAUAAAUGUAAUUAAUUCCUGUGAUGGCAGAGCUGAAUUUGCAGCAUACAUUACUUCAGUCACAUGAUCCUUCAAAAAUUAUUCCAAUAUCCUUAUGGAGUUCAAGUAAGUUUUAUGUAUGUAUUUUAUUUAUUUAUUUAUUUGUUGUUUAUUUAUCAAUGGUGAAUAGUUGUGCUCCUUAAUAUUAUUGUGCACUGUAAUACCAUUGUUCAGGAUACUUUCUUAUAGAACAUUCAGAAAAACAGCAUUUAAAAAAAAAAGAGGAAAUCUUUUGUCUUUUUUCUCCAAGACUGUGACAGACCAUUACAUUUCUGCAAAUGGCAA